Molecule: messenger RNA, 2394 nt
Organism: Platichthys flesus (European flounder)
Lineage: Eukaryota; Metazoa; Chordata; Actinopteri; Pleuronectiformes; Pleuronectidae
Gene: tigara
Product: TP53 induced glycolysis regulatory phosphatase a
Exons: 6
Coding region: 91-861 (256 amino acids)
Biological process (GO): negative regulation of glycolytic process; fructose 1,6-bisphosphate metabolic process; regulation of pentose-phosphate shunt
Cellular component (GO): cytosol
Molecular function (GO): fructose-2,6-bisphosphate 2-phosphatase activity
Source: RefSeq, a predicted model, not a curated record
AUUUCCUGGGGACCUCGUGCACGGCUGCAGCUUUAUUUAAAGCCCCAGGAGCGAGCAGCUGAGGCGCGCCCACGUGUGUCGUGAACCAGCAUGAGGGCUCUGAGGUUUGGUUUAACUCUUGUUCGACAUGGAGAAACACGCUACAACAAAGAAGGUCUCCUGCAAGGACAGGCUAUCGACGCUCCUCUCUCUGAGGUCGGGCUGCAGCAGGCCGAGGCUGCAGGUCGAUACCUGAAGGACGUAGAGUUCAGCAACGUGUUCGUCAGUGAUCUGCUGCGAGCUCAGCAGACGGCUGAAACUAUCAUGAAACACAACAGCAGCUGCUCUUCGCUGCAAAUGGCUCUGGACCCUUUGCUCAAAGAGAUCAGCUUCGGCGUCGCGGAGGGGGGACGACUGCAGGACGUGAGGGACAUGGCCGAGGCCGCGGGUCAGACGUUCCCCGGCUUCACUCCACCAGGGGGCGAGACUCCAGAGCAGGUGAAGGAGCGGGUCAAAGAGUUCAUGGAGAACACUCUGCAGCAGCUCGGGGCCGAACACUGGCACCACAGCACCGAGGACGAGUCCAGCCCGUCGGCCGUGGAGGGGAGAGCGGAUGACGGGGUCGGGGGGGUCCCGGUCCACGCUCUGGUGGUCACGCACGGGGCCUACAUGUGUGUGAUGGUGCGUUACUUCGUGGAGGAGCUGCUCUGUUCUUUGCCUCAGGGCUCUGACAAAGCACACGUGUUCUCCUUGAGUCCCAACACGGGUCUGUGCCGGUUCGUCCUCAGCCUGAGGAAAGAGGAGGACGGGUUCCAGCUGUCGGGGAUUCGCUGCGUGUUCGUCCACAGGAGCGACCACGUCAAAGAGCUCGGUCACCAGUAGGAGCAGAAGGAGGAGCGAUGGGAACGCAGAGGUUUGGAGGAGGUGCAGGAGACGGUGGGAGAAGAACAGAGAGAAAAACCUCCUCAGACUUUACUUGUUAUUUAAAACAUGUAUUUGAUAUGUGGAGAAGGUCAAAGGUUCUAGUGACGUGAGGAAGAGUCUGUGUAAAGUCUCUGUUUGUCUGUUAUUCAGCAGUAUUACACCAAAACCACUGGUUCACCACAAAUCGUGGUGGUAGGAUGUGACGUGGGUCAUGAAAGAAACCACACACAUAUGGUGCAGGUCAAUGGUUUCUCUUUUUUCACAGCGUUGUUCAUUUCCGUUGAUUUUUAUGCCACGUAUAUUUGCAUAUAUUGGAAAUUGCCAUAGUGUGGUUGGUGCACUGUACAUAAAAACAAAACAACAAAACAACAAUAUCCCAGUGAACAAAUCCUGAAUCUUGGUGGAAAACUUUCAGACACAUUUAUUGUGGUGAGGAUCCAAAUAAAGAUCUGGAUAAAGUGAAUAUAAAUGUGGUUUCAUUAAGAUAUUUCAAGGGAAAGUUUUCUAGAACUAAUACAAAGAUCUUUAUGAAGAACGUGUCAAUGCGUGAAAAUGUACGUGGAUCUGGAUUUUGUGAGGUUGAUCUUUAUUCAGUUACUGAACGGUGACACAUUUUCAUUUCAACUUUAUCAGAGAGUGUAUAUUGUGCCUUUGUUUUACUGUGAAUAGUUUACAGGACACAUCUAUGUACUUGGUGUAUGUAUCUGAUUCAAUAUGAGGAGGAAUGUGUCCCUCUAGUUUAAUAUUUGGAGCUCGAUCACCACAAAGUACAGUUCACCCACAUUUGGGAACUAAUUUCAACUUUCAACUUUUCAACAUCUUUAUUAUUGUGAAGAAUGUUCAAAUCUCCUUUAUUCCCACGGUUUGAGCUCCCUCUCUAACCCCAGGUAGUUUGUGUUGCAGGCGAUGUCACCAUCACUUGUUGCUGCUCGGUUGCUCAUUGCUGUAAAAAUAGGAAACUCUGUCUUCUAAUGAGUCCGUGUUUCUAUUUCCGUCUUCCGGCCGCUCGUCUCUGUAACGAAGGAAAACAGCCGUGUUGACUUUUUUGCAAAUCAGUGACUUUCUCAUGAAUUAACACUUCAGGCGACAGAGGGAGAAACGCAUGGAGACACCUUGUGUGAUGCACUGGAAUCUGACUGCACGGCCCCUCUACUGCAGUUCUCAACUAAACUAAAGUAUUUACAGUAGAAAACUUUAGUCAUUGUGUGGAAUCAGGAGGGUAGACAGGAUGUGACCCCAGGAAUCUACUGUGUGGAAAAAUCACUUACAGAUUCAGUUUAUUUUGUAAUUGAAACGACUUUGUGAUGUAAUAACGAGCCUCGGACUCAUACACAUCUCUUUGCUGAACAGUGGGAAGCUGUUGUGUUGUGUUUCUGUGUCAUUGUGUUAAUUGUGGAGACUCGAGAGAAAAUUUUUCCUCCUGAUAAAACUGCUUCUCAUCUCUUCUCCUUCGCAAGAUAUUUCACAUCAGUAAACUUGAUUCUUCAUCAA